UCCUUGAACCAUUGAUAAACUAAAAAUCAUUCUUUUCUUGAUUUCUGUUUCUUUUAGUCGUAUAAGAAGUAUUUAUUUUAAAUUAUGUAAUAAAUUCUGGCAUCAAAAAUGGGUGUUUGGCGUAUGUUGAAUCAGAAUACGCCCAUAAUUCUAAGUAUAAUAUUAGGUUUGUCUUUGAGUUUCUUGGUGACAAGGUAUUUGAAUGAGAACUGUCAGGUCGGUUCGUUGUUGGACGUACAGGACAACGCUCUGAGGUCCGAUGAGUUUGAACCCAAGAUCAACUUUGCCGGCAAGCCGCAAAGGGCGAAGAAAGUGCCGAAGAACCUGGUCCGACCGAGGUACUACUCGACAGAGCUUGGUAUCAGGCAACGGUUAUUCAUGGGUGUGAUGACUACAGAGAAGACUGUCGGCUCCCUGGCUUUGGCGGUGAACAGGACCUCCUUGCCGUACUUGAACAAAAUUAUGUUCUUCCUGGAUGCUGUCGGAGCGGAGAACGCCAGAGCAUCCGAUCUGAAACUACCCGGCAUCAUUGGGUUCAAAGAUACCAAAGAGAAUCUAAAGCCGUUUCAUGUCAUUAAAUACCUGACGGACAACUUCUUGGAAGAAUUUGACUUUUUCUUUAUUUCAAAAGAUACCACCUAUGUCAAUGCAAGACAGCUUGAAACUAUCAUAAAGAAAAUAAGCGUGAGCGAACACAUUCAUGCAGGAGGCAAGCCGGCUGGUGAAGGUUCUCCAUUUUGCUCUCUAGAUGGAGGAAUUUUACUUAGUAAUUCAGUUCUUAAAAAAAUACGUCCAUCACUCGACUGGUGUGUCAAGAAUUCUUUUUCCGAUUCUCACGAUGCUAACGUCGGCCGUUGCAUCCUCCAUGCUUCGCAGCUGCCUUGUGUACAAAUGGUUCAAGGAAAUGUUUUUGAGAGUGUUUUCUUGAAACCGGAAGACGAAAGCCGACUCGAAAGCCUGGACUUGGGCUCAAGUUUGAGUUAUUAUCCCAUAUCUGAUCCAAACGUUUUUUACAAACUCCACAUGAUGUUUUGCAAGAAACAUCUUUUACAAGUCCGAGAUGAACUAGCAAGGCUUGAGGAAAAGUUCGAUAAGAAAGAUUCGGCCUGGCCACCAGGCAGUUAUCCACCAAUGACACCCCCGACUAGAUUUGACCUUCUCGCCUGGCAACAUUUUGACCUGGACAAUAUCUAUCUACCGUCUGAUUUUCAAAACUAUAAACCCUUGAUUGGGCCAGACCGUCAGGAUAUUUUGAAUGCCCUGAACAAAUCAGUGGACUGGGUAAUGUCCCGCUAUCCCAGUGAACUUCACUUCAGAAGACUGGUCAACGGCUACAGGAGGUUCGAUGCGUCUAGAGGCUUAGACUACAUACUAGAUCUCGGAUUCAAAGACAAUACUGGGAAGGAAGUAGUAAAAAGAAUAGAGGUGAGCAAGCCUUUGGGAAAAGUAGAACUGCUCCCAAUGCCCUAUGUCACUGAGAGCACCAGGAUAUUCAUGCUCCUUCCUGUUCAGUCGAAUGACAAUCAACCGGCUUCAGAAUUUAUGAAGAAAUAUUCUAAUACCUGCUCACAGACAGAUCUUACAUUUUUACUCCUUAUUUUGCUUUAUGAGCCAAGAGCACCAGGCAAAGGACACGAAGCAGAUGUGUUUAAAGAAAUCAAAGCCCUGGCGACAGAUUUAAGCUCUAAAAAGCACAGGGAUUGUAAAAUCGCUUGGAUUUCAAUAAGGUUGCCCGAAGUUGACCACAAAGCUCCUUUGGAGGACCACUUGACGUAUUUUGCCAUGACGGAUCUCGUAAGCAAAAAGCUGUCGCAAGAAUCGCUCAUACUGUUCACAGAGCCAAAUAUGGAACUGCGUAGCGACUAUUUAAAUCGAGUACGAAUGGGAACAAUAACUGGGAAACAAGUGUACAGCCCGAUACCUUUCACCGAGUACAACCCUGAAAUAGUGUUCAGGAAUGUCUCGCAGCGGAACACUGUUUUGGAAAUCCAUAAAAAUUCUGGCCGUUUUGAUAUUGACAACACUCGUCAUUUAUCGUUUUACUUGAACGAUUAUACAGCAGCGCGUUCGAACAUCACCUACCUCCCUGUGGUAAAGAGCGACAAAGAUAUCGCCAAAUUGUUCUACUUCUACAAAGAAUCAAAAGAGACCGGCAAAGUGAAAUCUUUGUUAGAUCUGUUCUCAAGGCAGGACAUGAACGUCCUGCGUACCACCGAACCGUCUCUCAAGCUUCACAGGGCAGAUUGUCAUGAGAUUAAGACUGAUAUCAUCGGCCCGACUGAAUAUAGUCGGUGUAGUAGUCCAAUGGCGACAAGAAGUCAACUUGGCCAAAUCGUUCUAGAUUACAAAGACAAAUUAAGAACUAUGUAGUUUUAUUUAUUUAAAAAAGGCUGUAUGAAUUAGGUAAAUUAUUUUAGGCUAGUAUUUUUUUAUAAUCAAUAAUUAAAAAAAGAAAGUAGUAAAAUUU
Molecule: messenger RNA, 2467 nt
Organism: Cimex lectularius (bed bug)
Lineage: Eukaryota; Metazoa; Arthropoda; Insecta; Hemiptera; Cimicidae
Gene: Chpf
Product: chondroitin sulfate synthase 2
Exons: 10
Coding region: 109-2370 (753 amino acids)
Cellular component (GO): Golgi cisterna membrane
Molecular function (GO): glucuronosyl-N-acetylgalactosaminyl-proteoglycan 4-beta-N-acetylgalactosaminyltransferase activity
Source: RefSeq, a predicted model, not a curated record